This is a messenger RNA of Anthostomella pinea, 762 nucleotides long. The record is from the annotation of a GenBank genome assembly. Lineage: Eukaryota; Fungi; Ascomycota; Sordariomycetes; Xylariales; Xylariaceae.
AUGGACUACCUCCCAGCCCUACACUCCGCCGCCGCGGUUCUGGCCUCCACCUUCAAAUUCCUGGUCCGCCUAGUCUACCUUCUGACCAUCCCGCUGCACUACCCCGUCUACUACAUCUGGGCGCUGGUCUCGUUCCUGCUGUCGCCGGUCCGGGCCCUCUUCAAUGCCGUCUUAGGCUCGUUGGCGUUUGCUGUGAAUAUGGUUGCUAGGCUUAAGUACCUCUGCAUCUACCUCGCCUUCGCAGCAAUGAUAGGCAUCUGCGCCGGCUGCGCCCUACACCGGACCUCGAGCUUCAUCUACGUGCUUCUCGGCAUCGAUACCACCACCUCGCAGAAGAAACAGAAACGAAGACAACUGCAACAAGACACCUUAUCUCCCCAAGGCAGUCAAAGGCUCCUCCCUUCCUCAACAAACGACUACGACUAUGCAGAUGAGGAAGACCUGUACCUAGAGGAAGAUUACGAAGGAGAAGAAGAAGGCGAAGGCGAAGACUCAUUCAAGACCACCACCUACUCCGACGGCAGCAGCUCGGGCCGGCCCUCGCUGACGCUGACGAGCGCGAACCUGCGCCGCUUCAAGCAGACGCGGAGGGAUGUGGACUACCAUGCCAACGCCAGGAAGAAGCCGGCGGACGCGAACAAUGGCGACCUGUUCGAGAACCAGUGGAAGAUGCUGCGGUCCUCGGAGAAGCCUAGGAGGCGGCGACGGGGCCUGCUAUCGCAGACCAUCCACGAGGAGAGCAGCGAGAGUGAUUUCUCAUGA